AUGCCUAUUAAUACCUAUUUUAUUUUAUAUUUUGCAAAAAAUAAAAUCAGAUUAAAUCUAGGCAAAAGUAAAGAAACCAUGAAGAAUCAGUAUGAGGUUGAAUGAUUUUUGAGGUCAAAAUUAUCUGCUAAAGGAGAUUUUGAUGCUACAGAUAUAUUAAAAAAGUUUUCUGGUUCUUUAGAAAUUGAAGGAUUUUAUUCUGAUAAGCUAUUUACUGUAUGGGAAGCUUAUUAUUGCAUUGACGUGCUAUCAGAUGAAAGACUGGCCAGAAUCAAGCUAAAUAAAGCGGUUUCUAUGAGGUCAACCCUUGAAGGAGAUUUUCAAGUCUGAAAAUGCAAAAUAUUAUUAGAAGAACACUCAAUAGGGUUUUAUGAAGAUAUAAGCACGCUUUACUAUAUUUUACAAUUAGAAAAUAUUAAGAAAAAAGAUGAAAUUUUAUGCAAUAAAUUUCUUGAUUUUUGAGCAGAAAUUACAUCUGAUAAACCGAUGAUGGCAAAACUUCAACAUUUUUCAGGAGAAAUAUCAAGGAAAUUAGAUGAAGUAAAAAAGGGAUAUUCAGAUUUAGUGAAAAGCUUUCCAAAUAAUAUUUAUUGCCAUGAGCUUUAUGGAUCUUUAUUAAUGGAUAUUCUUAAAAACAACGAGAUUGGAUUUAAACUUUUGAGCCGAAAAAAUGGUCUAAUGUCAAUCCAAAAAGAAGCCUCAAAAUCUAAAUUUUGGAAAUUUUCUGAAAUUAAUGGCUUUCUAAUUGUAUCUGCUAACCCAGAAUUAUUUGGGACAAUAAUCUAUGCAAAUUUACCUGCAGGCCAAAUUCUAUCACAGCCAGUAAGCCGAAUUAUUGGAUCAAAGCUGAGCAGCUAUAUUCCUGAGCCAUUUUCUGAACAGCAUGAUAAAUAUUUAAAAAAAUUUCUAUCAAAUUGUACAAACCCUGACGUCGAGCCUAAAAUGUCUUAUUUUCUAAAAAACGAAAGAGGCUAUUUAGUAGGCUGUGACUUUAAAAUAACCCUUAUUUCUUUAGUCGAACAUAUUUAUUUUUUUAUUUCAUUGAACCCCAAUGUAAAACACAGAGAAUUUGCUUUAGUUUCUGAUUAUGGUCAAAUUUAUGCAUACAGUGAAUUAUUUCCACAAAUUAUUGGUAAUAAUAAAAUAAGCCUAGCCAAUCAGUUUGCAGAUAAAAUAAUUCCUGGGGUAGAAUGUUUAGCAAUGAAACCUCUUGAACCGUUACUUAUUUCGAUUAAUUCCAAAGAAAUUUUGCUUGUAAAAAUCACGCAUAUAGUUUUGAAGUCUUCGUUUACAUUUUUAGUUCUUAUUGAUGAUUAUAGUGAAAUUGAAGCUUGAAAAAGAGGAGAAGACACAAUACAAAAAAGAGAAAACAAAUAUAAAAAUGAAAAUAAUUUAACAAAUGAUGUGAAAAAGAAUAAAAGUCUCAGUAGAAGCCCAAAGAAUCAUCAUAGGCUAUCUGCUUUUUAUUCAGUAGCAGAAAUAGGGUAUACGAUAGAAAAUGAAAAAAAUAAAGAACAAGAAAAUAUCAAAACUCCAUUUACAGCAGCAGAAAGCACUUUAGCAUAUAAUGCUGGUUUAGGUAAUUAA
Molecule: messenger RNA, 1587 nt
Organism: Blepharisma stoltei
Lineage: Eukaryota; Ciliophora; Heterotrichea; Heterotrichida; Blepharismidae
Source: the annotation of a GenBank genome assembly